GCGGCGGAAAGUGGAGGUGGUGCUCGCCACUUGGCUCGGCGGCGGCGCUGGCAGCCGCGUGUCUUCCCAGAGCAUCGGCGCCGCGCAGGGCGGGGUGCUCAACAACAUCGGACGCGCAGUGGCGCACUUCCUCCCCCCACUGGACCUCGGCGCCGAGUUUCCGGAGGGGGCUCUUCAGGAGAUCAUCAAGUGCAAGUCCAUCUACGACGUGGAUGACGAUAGUUCUGUGGCGGCGUGCGACCCGGACAAGUUGUCGGUCCUGCAUCGGUCUGGUGCCCCCGUCGAUGCCCUGGACCUUGUGGGUGGCGAGUGCCGUCCGUGCCUCGAGGGCCCCGACUCCUUCAUCGUGCUGCCGCCGGAGGAGCUGGCCUCGAUCGUGGACCCCGUGGUGCCGCGCUGGGAUCCCAAGCUCGGCGGCUCGCUGGAGGCCCGCCGGGACUUUGUGCGCCGUCUCGACCGGGUGGGCCUCAUCUCGCGGAGGAGACGGGAGCGCUGCCGGGUCGGAGCAUUCUUCGUCAAGAAGAAGGGCGACGCGAUCAGGCUCGUCCUUGACUGCAGGCCGACCAACCAGCCCCACAGGAGGCCGCCUAAGUCCGACCUCGCCACGCCGGGUGCGCUCUCCAACCUCAUGCUGUCGGAGGAGUGGUGCCGACUCUCUGCGGGGGACCUACCUGCGUGCGGUCGAGGCGCCGAGGGCAUCGACGUGCUCGACCUCUCGUGUGCGGGCAUGGACCUCAAGGAUGGGUUCUACCAGUUCCGCGCGGACAGUGUCGCAUCGUGGUUCUCGCUGGGCGUGUCGUCGGCGGCCUCGGACAUCGGUGUCACUGAGGUUUACGAUGGCGACCACCUCUCCGUCGUCCCCGUGGAGGGUCACGAGCUUCUCUGGGCGUGUUUUGGAGGCUUGCCGAUGGGUUGGAGCUGGGCGAUGUUCUUCUGCCGCGGCAGCCUGGAGGCGGCUUCGCGCCGAGCGUUGCGGCGGCUGGGGCUCCCCGAAGUCACGCUCGAGGACUGGGGGCCUCCGCCGCCCUUCGGCAGGGCCGCCGCCAUCGUCGCCCCCUACGUCGACAAGGGCAACAUCAUCGGCGGCAGCCCCGAGGCCGCGCUCAGGCUGUUCCACGCGCUGCGGGAGGAGCUCACCUGCAUCGGCUUCCUGCUCCACGAGGAGCCGGGGCCCGCCUCGGACUACGAGCUCGUCGGCCGACAGAUCCGAGGGCGACGGCGCGGCCUCAUUUCGAGGCCGCGGCGGAUGUGGCGGCCGUGGCUGGCCCUGGAUGAGGUUUGCCAGGUCCGGCAUAUCUCGCCCGCCCAGCUGCGCCGGAUCAUCGGCCACCUGGUGGGCCACUUCAGUGUCAGGAGGGAGCUCCUCAGCUGCCUGUGCUCGGUCUACCAGUUCGUGGGCGACGGGCUGGGGCCGCCGCGCGUGCUGGACAGCGCCGUGGUCGUGGAACUGCGGGUGGCGCAGGGCCUUCUGGCUCUGGCGGUGUCGGAGCUCGGGAGAGGCAUUGCCACCGUGGCGUACUGCUCGGGCUCCAGCAUGCGGGGCUUCGCGCUCCACGUCACGGACACUGACCCGCGCGAGGCCUGGGCCGCUGCCCAGUGCCAUGAGAGGUGGAGGUUCAAGGAGGCGGACCCGUCACCACCACCUGAUGAUCGACGAGAUGAACUGCGAGGCGCAUUGGCGCCUGGCGCCGUGGGCGCGGUGCUCACCGGCGCCUUCGCAGCAUGCGCUCAGGACCACCUCCUGGCCGACCCGCCGACGUCGGGUCCCGCCGCCCUCGCCGUGGUCGAGCCGCACCUCGUCGAGGUCGUCGGCCGCGUGCCCCGGCUGGAGCCGAGCUGGGGUGCACCUGGCCGCUGGCGGGCCGCGGCGGUGGGCGCCUGGGGGAAGCCUGACAAGAUCCACAACCUCGAGGCCCGAGCAGCUCUCAUGGGCCUCGAGGAUUUCUGCAAGGACCCUGCCAACCACUCUCGCGUGCUGCUCUCGCUUGGGAACAACAUGUCCGAGGUCCUGGCCAUGGGCCGCGGGCAGGCCCGCCCCUGGGAGCUGCUGGCCCUCGCGCGGAGGGCCGCCGCUCUGCAGGCAGCUGCGAACGUCCGCUGGGCCCGCCGACACAUCGAGACAGAGCGCAACCCCAGCGACUAUACGCCUCGCGGCUGCCGCGCCUUCGGCCGGGCGAGGUUCGCCGUGGCCGAGGUUGAGGCAGCGGUGGCGCGCGCCGAGGACCUCUCGGCCGUGGGGGCGGCGUUCGGUGCCGUCGACAGGGGCCCUCGGCCGGAGCGGCCGCCCCGACUGGUGCGGGGGCCCAGGCCUGAGCCCCGCGCUCCGCCGGGGCUGCUCCGACGGGGGAAGGUAUUCCUGGAGGUCUUCGCUGGGUGCAUGCGGCUCUCCGCGGCGGUUGCGCUCUCGGGGCUCGCCGUGGCCGUGCCGAUCGACGUCGCGAGCGGGGGGCGCUUCAACAUCACCGUGCCCGCCGUCGCGGAGGUGGUGGUCGGCUGGGUCCGGAGCGGCCGCGUCUGGGCCGUGGCCCUCGGCGCUCCGCGCGCCCGCUGGAGCUCCGCCCGACGGUCAGAGCCUUCAGGCCGUGCCGAGAAGGACGGCCUGGAGUGUGCCCGAUUCACUGUGCGGAUUCUCCAGGAGUGCUUCGCUCGCAAGGUGUUCGUGGUGCUGGAGAACCCGUGGUCUUCUGGUCUCUGGAACUGGCAGCCGCUUAGCAACCUCCCCGACUUCUCCGGCGCCGUCCGCCGCUGUCCGGGCUGCCUGCGACAUGUCAUCCUGCAGGGCGCCGUCUUUGUGGAGGGCGUCGGUUGGCGUUGGAGGACCUCGUAUGCCGCGGCGUGCCCUCCAGCUCUUUGUCGUGCUCUGGCCCGGGUGCUGGGGGGUGCCGCCCCGCAGAGGGCCUUCUGCCGCGCCGACGAGCAGCUCCCGGCGCCCUCGUGGGAGGACGAGCUCAGGCGCGCGGCCGGCGAGUCCAGGGCCAGGCCAGCAGCCGCAGUGGCGCUCCCGGCCCUCCCGCGCCGAGCCUCGCUCGGCUGGCGGGCGAGCCGCUCCUGGGGCGGGGCCGACCUGGGCGAGGGGCUGGGCAUCCUCCGUGCCGCCUGCGCCGACGUGGUGCGCUCUCUGGGCCGCGACGCCCCGAGUGCCAAGAGCAUGGGCGCUUGGGGCCGCGCCCUCGAGAGCUACGUCGGGAAGCUCCACCGGGCGGGGGGCCGCGCCGCGGUCGCGAGGCUCGCUUUGCUGGGGUUCGCCCGCUCCUCGCCCGAGCACUGCCGAGGCCCGCCGUGCAUGGGGCAGGUCUACUUGGCCAUCGACUACUUCAUCGGCCGGGCCGCUGGCGACGACCUGCUCCUGUGCGCCAUGGCCGCCGCUCACGCCUGGAUCAGCGUGGACUGCUAUCUCUGGCCCUCAGAAGGGCUGGCGCUGGUGGGCGUGGCGGUCAGCCGGCCGCGGCGUGGGGCCGCCGCGCAGGGCUGGGCUCUGACGAUCGCCCCCCGCGGCGGCCCGCCGGCCAAGAACAGACGGUUCGAUGCCAGCGUGGUGGUCGGGGCCCACGACAGGGCCUGGGCUUGUGACUUGCUGGAGCUGCUAGUCUGCGACCUCCCAGCGGACAAGCCCCUCUUCCGAGCCCUCGCGCUGCGCAGCCUGGAGCGGCUCUACAGAGAGAUGAGCGAGGCCCUGGACUUCCCGAUGGUCGCCCAUGGUCUGCGCCAUGCCAGGCCUAGCCACGACUCCUUGGUGCACAAGUCCUCGAUUGAGGACAUCCAGCAGCGGGGUCGUUGGGUGUCGCUCGAGAGCUGCCGCUUCUACACGAAGGCAGCCAGCUUGGUGCGCUCGCUGGCCCGAGUCUCAGACGCUCUCCUGCGGCGGGCGGCGCGCAUCCGUCCACAGCUCUCAGAGCGCCUGCUGCAGGUGGUCAGUGAG
Molecule: messenger RNA, 3919 nt
Organism: Prorocentrum cordatum
Lineage: Eukaryota; Dinophyceae; Prorocentrales; Prorocentraceae
Source: the annotation of a GenBank genome assembly